This is a messenger RNA of Colletotrichum higginsianum IMI 349063, 2298 nucleotides long. RefSeq names its product ATPase. NCBI's taxonomy places the organism in Eukaryota, Fungi, Ascomycota, Sordariomycetes, Glomerellales, Glomerellaceae. The transcript has 3 exons. The record is from RefSeq and is a predicted model, not a curated record. Gene Ontology annotation, cellular component: Golgi stack. Gene Ontology annotation, biological process: SNARE complex disassembly; Golgi to plasma membrane protein transport; intra-Golgi vesicle-mediated transport. Bases 1 to 2298 code for a protein of 765 amino acids. Gene Ontology annotation, molecular function: ATP hydrolysis activity; ATP binding.
AUGAGCUUCCCCGAGAAGCCUCUGCCUCGGCAGCAACCGCAUUCGCCCAGACAGCCUGGCGUGCGUCUGAGAGUCGAGAAGAUCAGGGACAAGGCCCUACAGACACAGCUUAUCUACGCCAAUGUUGCAGGCGUCAGCUACCGAGACUUUGCCCCGAGCCGCGACGGUACCGACAUCAACAUCCUCAUCAGGGCCAGAGACCCUGUCCGUGGAACAGUACGAGAGAAUGUCGUCAGGGCUCGCCCCACACCCGAACUCCCCGAGGGAACCAUCAGUCUUUCCGACCCCCAGCGGCAAUGGCUCAAGAUUGGAAUGACCGACACUUUCGAGGGCGAGGUUUACGAUGCCAGCAGACAAGGCGCUACCCACCUCGAAGCCAUGGACCUGGAGCUGUCUUGGGCCUCGAUGAAGAGAGAUCCAAACUACGAGUUCACACACGAGUACUUGGCCAAGGUCUUUGAGCGCUUCUUCCAGAUGCACUUCUUCGCCCCCGGUCAGCGCACCCUGCUCGACAUUGAAGGCCUCAAGGUGUUUGCUACUGUCAAGACCAUCACCUUCCAGGGUGGUCGCGGGCCUGAAGCCGUUGUCACAACCUCCGAUCCCUCUGCCCGUGGCUUCUACAGCACCGCGACCCUGCUGUCCUUCUUCAAGGCCGCCGACUCGGAACUGAAGCUUCAAGUUGGAGAGCACCAGGGCAACGCCAACCCCAUCAUUUCGCCAGACUUCAAGUUUGAGGACAUGGGUAUUGGUGGUCUACACGACGAGUUCUCCACCAUCUUCCGCAGAGCCUUUGCUUCCCGUGUCUUCCCUCCGCAGCUGGUAGCGAAGCUGGGCAUCCAGCACGUCAAGGGUAUUCUGCUCUUUGGUCCUCCAGGAACCGGAAAGACGCUCAUUGCCAGACAAAUUGGCAAGAUGCUCAACGCCCGUGAGCCCAAAAUCAUCAACGGCCCCGAAGUCCUCAAUAAGUUCGUCGGACAGUCUGAAGAGAACAUCCGAAAAAUGUUUGCCGACGCUGAGAAGGAGUACAAGGAGAAGGGCGACCAGAGUGGCCUUCACAUCAUCAUCUUUGAUGAAUUGGACGCCGUCUGCAAGCAGAGAGGAUCUGGCGCUGGCGGUGGUACUGGCGUCGGCGACAGUGUUGUUAACCAGCUUCUCACAAAGCUCGACGGUGUCGACCAGCUCAACAACAUCCUGCUCAUCGGUAUGACCAACCGAAAGGACAUGAUCGAUGAGGCUCUGCUGCGUCCCGGGCGUUUGGAAGUCCAGCUGGAGAUCAGUCUGCCUAAUGAAGAAGGGCGCAAGGAGAUUUUCAUGAUUCACACGGCCAAGAUGCGAGACAACAACAUCAUGGAUCCCAAGGUCGACGUAGCAUCGCUGGCAGCCCGCACCAAGAACUACUCCGGUGCCGAGAUCUCCGGUGUCGUCAAAGCGGCGACUUCGUUCGCUUUCAACCGCCACACUGAAGUGGGAAACAGCGCCAAGAUGAAGUCGGACGUCUCUGCGAUGAAGAUUACAAUGGACGACUUCGAGAACGCGCUGAUUGAGGUCAAGCCUGCCUACGGUGUUUCCGAGGACGAAAUCUCCAACGCCCUUGGCAUGGGAAUUUUGCAGUUCAACGACAACAUCCCAGCCAUUAUCCGUACAAUGAUGGGCUACAUCGACACCGUCAAGGAAUCAGAUGUGCUCACCAGAAUCCCGGUCCUCCUUCAUGGGCCGCCCGAGUCUGGAAAGACUGCUCUGGCCGCGCACACUGCCUCGCUGUCCGACUUCCCAUUUGUCAAGCUUGUCUCGCCUCAGCACCUGACUGCUUUCCGGGAUGAGUUUGGAAAGAAGGACUAUCUCACCAAGGUUUUUACCGACGCCUACAAGUCGGAGCGAAGCAUCGUUAUCUUGGACAACUUUGAGCAGCUGAUUGAAUGGAACCCCAUCGGACCUCGCUUCUCCAAUACCGGCCGUCGUAUCCUCAUCAUGGUCACAACAUCAGAACGCUUCAUCCUCAGCAACUUAGGAGUUCUCAAGCACUUCCGUAGACAGAUCCCCGUACCCGCUGUCUCAGACGUUCGCGAACUCGCCUCGGUUUUGGAUCAAACGGGUAUGUUUGGUGCAAACGAUGUCCAGGCCGUCAUCGGAUCCAUUCAGAACGACACCCGAUCCGAAAAGAUCGGUCUUGGCAUUAAGACGAUCCUGGAAUCCAUCGAGGAGUCCAAGGUCGAGGCAUCUUCGCAGGGUACCGACAUGCUGGAGAGCGUUGCAAACAGAAUUGUGACGGCCAUUUCCUCCAAUGCGUUGGAUGGUUAG